CAGUUCCCCCCCCCCCCCCCCACAGGUCGACUUCCUCCUGACCCCCUGCGACCCCGAGGACUUCACCUGCAGCGACGGCUCCUGCAUCAAGAUGACCCGCCGCUGCGACCAGAAGACCGACUGUCCGGAUAACAGCGACGAACUCAACUGCCGCAUCCUCCUCGUUCCUGAGGGAUACUCACCCGAACUCCCCCCUCCGAGUCUGGACAAGGACCCGCUCCCCCUCGCCGUGGCCUUCGAGAUCACCUCCGUCAGGCAGUUCGACCUCAUGGGCUUCCGGAUGCAGCUCGAGGUCGUGCAGAGCAUCACCUGGCGGGAUCCGAGGGUCAAGUUCGCUAACCUCCGCCCGGGGGAUUUCGUCAACGAGGCGAAGGCCCGGGAAAAGGUGUGGUUGCCGAAAGUGGUGAUUCAAGACGGCGCCCGCGGACCAACUGACGUCAUCAUGAGAGCCGAGUUCCUAUUGGUGGACCGCGAAGGGCCUCCACUUCCGGACGACGACACCAUGGCGGCCGAGGGUGUGUCCAAAGUCUAUCGAGCAAAGUCCAUGCAAAGUCUAGAAAAGUAAGGUCUCUGCGCAGCUUUGGGUGAUAAGGCUUAUGACGUCACUUGGCGAGGCUGAGAACGGGAGGAAGGGGGAUAAAGAAUGGUAGGCUGGGAGGAGAUAGUAGAAAAGAAGGGAAGGAAACUAAGUGUUUGCUCGUCUAAAAUAAUGCCGUUUUUUCCGGCGAUUUGACCACUGGACUGAUAUUACAGGCGAUGAUUAACAGCGGUUAUUUGUAGGUGUAUAUAUAGUAUAUUUUACUUGGUUUCAAUGUCAUAUUUCCUCGUGCUGCCGCCUAAGUAGUUAUAACAUAGAGCAAAAUGAACAAAGAUUACACGGGAUAGGAAUGGUAAUGUUGCUUUAUUUUAUCAAGUCAUGUGUAA
Penaeus monodon (black tiger shrimp) is the source of this 924-nucleotide messenger RNA. RefSeq lists its product as uncharacterized. NCBI's taxonomy places the organism in Eukaryota, Metazoa, Arthropoda, Malacostraca, Decapoda, Penaeidae. Bases 92 to 565 code for a protein of 157 amino acids. The record is from RefSeq and is a predicted model, not a curated record. Gene Ontology annotation, molecular function: extracellular ligand-gated monoatomic ion channel activity; protein binding. The transcript is spliced from 2 exons. Gene Ontology annotation, biological process: monoatomic ion transport. Gene Ontology annotation, cellular component: membrane.